GCAUGCACAAAUCACAGUCGUCCUCCGAAGGUGCAGCAGCAGCAGCAGCAGCAGGCUGCACACCACCACCACAGUUUCUAUGUAUGUGCCGUCACAGUGCAGACAGAGGUUGUAAACAUGGCGGCGGACGGGAUGGUGCUCACCAACCACGACCAUCAGACCCGCGUGGGGAUUCUGACGGUCAGUGACAGCUGCUUCAGGAACCUGGCAGAGGACCGGAGUGGAGUCAACCUGAAGGACCUGGUCCAUGAUCCUUCACUACUGGGAGGAGUCAUAGCAGCCUACAAAAUAGUUCCAGAUGAGAUAGACGAAAUCAAGGAAACUCUUUUGGAGUGGUGCGACGAACAGGAGCUGAAUCUCAUUCUCACCACUGGAGGAACUGGCUUUGCGCCGCGAGAUGUUACACCUGAGGCUACCAGGGAGGUGAUAGAGCGAGAGGCCCCAGGAAUGGCCCUGGCCAUGCUGAUGGGGUCACUCAACGUUACACCUCUGGGCAUGCUGUCCAGGCCAGUUUGUGGAAUUCGUGGUAAAACUCUGAUUAUCAACCUUCCAGGGAGCAAGAAAGGCUCACAGGAGUGUUUUCAGUUCAUUCUGCCUGCUCUGCCACAUGCCAUCGACCUGCUGCGCGAGGCCUCUGUCCGGGUUAAAUCGACGCACGCCGCCCUGGAACAGCUGCCCUCACCUUCCUCCCUGCUGGCCAACACACACAGCAACACCCACAGCAACACACACACCAUGGAGCGCGGCACCCAGUGCGAGGAAGAGGAGGACGAGGAGGAGGAGGACCGGAGGAGAGGGCGGCAUGCACACAACCACCACCACCACCACCACCACCACCAGCAUGCUUCCUCCCACAUCACCGCAGCCGCCAUCGCUGCCAAGACGAGCCAUGCUGUGGUCAUGGCUAAAGGGUCUCCUUACCUGCCUGGCAACACCCCCGCCCCUCCUGCUCAUUUCACCUGUACUCAUGACCACCAGAUCCCGGACUCAAUCAUUUCUCGAGGCGUUCAGGUGCUUCCUCGAGAUUCGGCCUCUUUAAGCUCCACCCCCUCCGAGUCACCGCGGGCAACACAGGCGACCUCCCGCCUUUCCACCGCCUCAUGCCCGACACCCAAGGUUCAGUCUCGAUGUGGCAGCAACGAGAACAUCCUGAGAGCCAGCCACAGUGCGGUUGACAUCAGUAAAGUGGCACGCCGUCACCGCAUGUCCCCGUUCCCGCUGACGUCGAUGGACAAAGCCUUCAUCACUGUUCUAGAGAUGACGCCUAUCCUGGGAAUCGAGGUGAUUAAUUACAGAGGGUUGUUCUCUCCAGAUGGUUUGGGUCGUGUGCUUGCUCAGGACAUCUAUGCCAAAGACAACCUUCCUCCAUUCCCCGCCUCUGUUAAAGAUGGCUACGCUGUACGAGCUGCUGAUGGCCCAGGAGAUCGCUUCAUCAUGGGGGAGUCACAGGCUGGACAACAGCCCACCCACACAGUGAUGCCAGGUCAGGUGAUGAGGGUGACGACCGGCGCUCCGAUCCCCUGUGGAGCUGACGCCGUGGUCCAAGUUGAGGAUACAGAACUGCUGAGGGAGUCUGAGGAUGGUACAGAGGAGCUGGAGGUGAGGAUUAUGGUCCAGGUCCGGCCCGGACAGGACAUCAGGCCGAUUGGCCAUGACAUCAGGCGUGGGGAGUGUGUGUUGGCUAAGGGGACACAUAUGGGCCCGUCAGAGAUCGGUUUGCUGGCUACGGUGGGAGUGACGGAGGUCAGCGUGCACAAGUUUCCCGUGGUGGCCGUCAUGUCCACUGGAAACGAGCUGCUGAAUCCAGAAGAUGAUCUCCACCCUGGAAAGAUCAGAGACUCCAACCGCUCCACUCUCCUGGCCACCAUCCAGGAACACGGAUACCCCACCAUCAACCUCGGCAUUGUUGGAGACAACCCUGACGACCUGCUGUCUGCUCUGCAUGAGGGAAUCAGUCGCGCUGAUGUCAUCAUAACCUCAGGGGGCGUGUCCAUGGGAGAGAAGGACUACCUGAAACAGGUGCUGGAUAUCGAUCUUCAUGCUCAGAUCCACUUUGGACGAGUCUUUAUGAAGCCAGGUCUUCCUACAACCUUCGCCACGGUCGACAUCGACGGGACACGGAAACUCAUCUUCGCUCUGCCAGGUAACCCAGUGUCUGCUGUGGUGACAUGCAACCUGUUUGUGAUUCCUGCUUUGAGGAAGAUGCAAGGCAUUCUGGACCCAAGACCUACAAUUAUUAAAGCUAGGCUGUCCUGUGACGUGAAGCUGGACCCCAGACCAGAGUACCACCGCUGUAUUCUAACCUGGCAUCAUCAGGAGCCGCUCCCCUGGGCGCAAAGCACAGGCAACCAGGUGUCGAGCCGGCUCAUGUCGAUGCGUAGCGCCAACGGCCUGCUGAUGUUACCGCCGAAGACAGAGCAGUACGUGGAGCUGCACAAGGGCGAGGUUGUGGACGUUAUGGUCAUCGGACGGCUAUGAUGCAGACUUCAACAUCAUUCGCUACCGGUUACCACGGCAGAGCCAGGACUUCCUGUCUGGACUGGAAACGGACAGAGACAGGAAGUGAUGCAUGUCUAUCUGGUCACCAUUAGCUGUGAUGUCAUAUGCAACAGCCAAUUGGAGCCAGCGCAGGCUGAACCCUCUCUGGUCUGCUCUAGGAGAUCACUGUAUUUCAAUGAAGGAAAAAAAUGUGAAAAAAAAUUAAAUAUGGAAUUUAUUCUGUAAUAUUAUUAUUAUCCUAACAAUAAUGAUUAUUAUUAAUAUCCUUAAUUAAUAUUCUAUUUAUUAUUAUUAUUAUCAUGGUUCUGAUUGAAUAUUCUCAUCUUAGUAGUCUCCAUGCCCUCUUCUCCCUCCUCAUUUGCUUUGUGCAUUUUCCCUGGUAGGUAUAAAGAAAUAGAGACUUGCCCCACCUUCCUUUCUCCACCUGUCUUCAUCUGUUUCUUCUUUUCCCUCAUUCUCCUAUUUCUUCUUCUUCUUUUACUACUUUCUACUUCUACCUGCACUACUGUCAUCCUCUAUCAGAUAAAAAAAAUAACUCGCCAUUUCACUACGUCUCCGCAUGGAGCAGUGCAGUAAAUAUGACAUUUUUUUCCUUUUUGCCAAGAAAUGAAAAGAAAACUGGAAUUAUUUGUAUAUUUUAUUAUUACUAUUCCUCUCCAGAACACUAUCAAACCAUUUUGAGACUAAAACUCCUAGUGAAAGCCAUGAAAUCCUUGCGGGUGACAUGAGGCUGAAUCAACCCGUCCAUCAACGGGCAGGAAAGUUUUUUCUGGUCGGACAUCAGUGUUAAACGCGAACAUCACACAGCAGCUGCUGUUCGACCCCGCGUCUUGUUUGACGUGCUCGACUCUCCGGUUGCACCACAAACGAGCUGCAGCGAGCAGUUCGAAUACGUUUUUCAGUCUCUAUUGUUCUCAUUGUUAUAAAAUCCCAUGAAAAAGCGUCUUCAUUGUGUCUGUGAGUCAAACGGAAGAAGAUUAAUCUCACCUUCCGGAGACUCCAGGAGGAAAUCUGUUAAUAUUUCAGGAAAUUCCUAAGCCACACUAGAAGAUUCAUGUCGCAGCCAUGUUUGUUAAAUCUGAAGCUUUAAAGCAGCUUGUUAGUGACUGAACCGAAGCAAGAACAGGACCUCACUGGAGGAAACGGUUUUCAGACGAACUGUAAACAGAAAUCUUCAGGAUGAUUAUUAUAGCUAAAUAGUGAAGCUCAUCACUGCUGCAAAACCAACACUGUGGAGAAAAUCUGUGUCCUCACUCUGCCUUGGAAAAAUCUUUUCUAUCUUUUAAAUAAUUCAUUCAGUUUUCACCGUUCAAGUAUAAAGACCACCAACAGUGGCAGCAUCUCAGGUCAGCAGGAACAACAUCACCACUUCACCAGAUAACAUGCACAGAUCAUGUAAAGGAAGUAUGGAAACCAAACGCAAUCUUUUCACUACAGUCCAAACCGGAGAAUAGUGGCCAAUCAAAGUGCGUAAAACCCCACGUAUCGGCCUUUUUAUCAAUAUAGAACUUUCUGCUUUUAAUUUAGCUGAUUUCAAGAAGGCGGAGCAGGAAAUUUAAAUGCUCCCAGCUCAGUUCGGACGUUGGUGUAGAUGCAAGCCAAAGUAAAGGUCCAUCAGACUGACGAAAUUUGAAGGAACUGGCUCACGUCUCCUCAGAACCCAGAAGUUUUAUAACAUUAGGCAAAAGCAAACUUCAAGAAA
Messenger RNA from Melanotaenia boesemani (Boeseman's rainbowfish), 4201 nucleotides. It is a transcript of the gene gphna, whose product is annotated as gephyrin a. Gene Ontology annotation, cellular component: postsynaptic specialization; postsynaptic membrane; dendrite. NCBI's taxonomy places the organism in Eukaryota, Metazoa, Chordata, Actinopteri, Atheriniformes, Melanotaeniidae. The coding region runs from base 118 to 2478 and encodes 786 amino acids. Gene Ontology annotation, molecular function: molybdopterin molybdotransferase activity. Gene Ontology annotation, biological process: postsynaptic neurotransmitter receptor diffusion trapping; glycine receptor clustering; establishment of synaptic specificity at neuromuscular junction. The transcript is spliced from 24 exons. The record is from RefSeq and is a predicted model, not a curated record.